Molecule: messenger RNA, 1593 nt
Organism: Zerene cesonia (dogface butterfly)
Lineage: Eukaryota; Metazoa; Arthropoda; Insecta; Lepidoptera; Pieridae
Product: lipase 3-like
Exons: 1
Coding region: 33-1340 (435 amino acids)
Biological process (GO): lipid metabolic process
Molecular function (GO): hydrolase activity, acting on ester bonds
Source: RefSeq, a predicted model, not a curated record
UCAAUUGUAAGUACUGAAAUUUAUUCUUAAUAAUGUUUAAACAUGAAAGUAUAUUUAUAUUAUUAUUAAGUGUAUUAAAAUAUGCUUUAUGCGGUAAUUUGUUGGAGCAAAUAAAAUGGGACAGUAACAUUAUUGAAAAUUAUCUAAAGAAUAAUCCAAGUAUAAAAUUACCUAAAGACUACAUGAUAAGUGCUGCGGAGUCAAAGGAAAACUUUCAAGAAUUCGAAUUGGGUUUGCAAAAUGAAGACACGUACUUAAACAUAACUCAACUUAUCACAAAGUAUGGAUAUCCUGUAGAGAAACAUAGUGUGCAAACUUCCGACGGGUAUGUGUUAAAUGUAUUCAGAAUUCCAAGCAACGGUCGUCCUGUAUUUUUAAUGCAUGGUUUCGUGUCUAGUGCAGAUGAUUGGAUAACUCCAGGUGUUGACAGUGGUAUCGCCUAUCUUCUGGCUUCAAAAGGAUAUGACGUAUGGAUGGGAAACGCAAGGGGCAACAAACAUUCAAGAUACAACGUGAAUUUAAAGCCAACUCAAAAAGCGUUUUGGGAUUUCAGCUGGCAUGAAAUUGGGGUGAUUGAUUUACCGACCAUGAUCGAUUAUGUACUACAGAAAACUAACACUAAGCAACUUAGCUACAUAGGACAUUCUCAGGGGACGACUGCGUUUUUUGUAAUGUGCUCUCAAAAACCGGAAUACAAUGACAAAAUUAGAGUUAUGAUUGCAUUAUCAGCAGUCGCUUGGAUGUCGCACCUCGUAAGCCCCGUUAUGAGAUUACUAGUACCUUUUACACCAUAUAUACUUGGUGUAUCAGAAGCAGCACAUAUAUAUGAAAUAACACCAGAUACAAAAGCAUUUCAAGUCUUUCGCCAAGCAGUUUGUGGAAAUGAACUUCUAGCGAUUACUGUUUGCGUAAACUCAUAUUUUAUUGUCAGUGGUUUUGACUAUUCACAAAUUAAUUUUAAGCAAUUACCUGUAUUGUUUACUCAUAAUCCCACUAGUUCAUCCGUUAAACAAGCUACUCACUAUUCUCAGUUAAUCUCGUCUGGAACUUUCCGUCAAUAUGACUACGGAGCAUGGGGCAAUUUGCAUAAGUACAGAUCAGUCGUACCUCCAUCGUAUCCUGUGAAUAAAAUAUCAGCUCCAGUAGCUAUUUUUUACAGCGAAGGAGACUGGCUUUCGAGUGUCUCGGAUGUUAAUAUUUUGCGAUCAAAACUUCCAAAUGUCGUAGAGUUUUACAAAGUCCCUUUAAAAUAUUUUAAUCAUUAUGAUUUUAUAUGGGCUAAAGAUAUAAAAACACUAAUACUUCCGAGAAUGUUAGAGCUUCUUGAAAAGUAUAACUAAGUUUCUAAAUUCUUACUGUAAUGACUUCAUAACUAUCAAAAUGUAUACUUCGGCUUUUAUAUCGUCUUUAUAAUUUUUAGAUACACUAGACGUAUAUUCAGUUAAUACAAUUGCUAAUUAUUAUUUAAUACACAUACAACAUACAACAUAUUUAAUCAAUCAACUAUGCCGCCUGUCAUGAUGUUAAAUAAUCAUUGCAAUAAUUUUCGAGCAGGAGAACAUUUUCCAAGCCUCGACAAAUAAAGUGUUUUUG